Messenger RNA from Symsagittifera roscoffensis, 1784 nucleotides. RefSeq lists its product as uncharacterized. The coding region runs from base 247 to 1677 and encodes 476 amino acids. Lineage: Eukaryota; Metazoa; Xenacoelomorpha; Acoela; Convolutidae. The record is from RefSeq and is a predicted model, not a curated record. The transcript has a single exon.
CAUUUUGGAACAAAAAAUAAACAAUAGACAGAAAACAAUUCGGGAAGGGCUUCUCCGCAACUUCAAAACAGAAAAAGCAAACUUAAAGCUUCAAAAAGCAAAAUCGAAUUGAUUUGAGCUUGAAAGGCAAAAUUAUUUCUAAAAUUGAACUUGUCGAAUGAAUUUGUUAGAAACCAUACAAUUGCAAACGGUUAGCAUCUUCGCUCCAAUUGGCCCAGUUUUGUUGAUGUUUUAGAUAUCCUGUUUAUGGCUUCUAUAAACCCAAAGCUUGAUAAUUUUUUGGUCAAGAGAUUAUGCAGAGAUGAGUACGAGAGUAUUAAAUCAUGUGAAAGUGCUAUCAUUGAUGCUAAUGGAACUGAGCGAUAUGUUUUGUUAACUGAUCGGAACCUGCGGCUUAUCGACAGUCCUCCAAAAAAUAUCAAACUGCAAAUAUCUCUCUCCGACAUAGUAUCAGUAAGCUAUGAGCACAACUAUGUACCCUUUUUAAAUGGUCUGGAUCGUGAAAACACUCAGCACAUCAAAGUUGAAAUUUUAGAUACUAAUUUGAACAGGUUGGGUUCUAAGAAGAGCAGUAAGUCUAUAUCGGAUACUCAUUUUUUAGAUUUGUACAUUAGAUCUAAAACAUCCUCAUUUUGCGCGAACAUAAAGCAUGCCGUUGCCAGAUAUAUUAUAAAAAGUACCCGGAUGACAAGUAUGGAAAACGACCCUGAGAACCAGAUUUUUCUUAGCAAGCCUGAACACAUUCGAUUCCUUUUCCAAGAAUUGAAGACUGACUUGCUCGAAAGUGACGGAGAAGUAGAAAACAUGUUCAUGUUGCUUAGAGAGCUUCUCCAGAGCGCUAGAAAAAGUUAUUUUGUCAAGAAAUUAUUCUGGAAAGAUUUUGUGCUGGUAGAGUUUUUCUUAGAGCAAUUGAAAAAAUAUUGUCUUACAUCAUCUGUGAAUCUUAGUUACAAUCUAGCUGCUGAUGCACGAAGUGACGAACUGGAACUGAUAACUUUGAUUAUGGAGUUAUUCGCAGAAUUUGUUUGCGAAACGGAAAGUGUCAACGAGCGAAAUGCAUUUUUACAAGCUGAAGAAUUCAGUUACGUUCGAAAACUAACAGUUUUUUGUCUUUCCGAACCCGCGAUGCCAGAAAAGUUUAAAAAACCAAUAAAAACAAGAAAUAUUGCGGAUAUUUUUGCUGGAUCCUGUCGUUCAACAACGGAAUCCGCGAAUUCCCCAGCUGAUGAACUGCUAAUUAGUUACUGUAACUUUGCGCUAGCUCGACAAGCACUUCUGUUUGAGCUUACUAUCUCUGCCGUAGAAAUGAAAUGGAUGAAUCCGAGCAACCGAUUCGAUAUAAAGUGGCUGGCAGCUCAACUCGUUAAGCAUGAAGAAGGUUUGUAUGAGUUCAGCAGGGUUCUGAUAUGGCUAGCAAUGGUCAUACUUGAUCUAACAGUGCCCGAUACUCUGACUCCGAAACAGUCGUUGUGGAUAUAUGAAAUUUUUGGUUUCAUUCAAAUCCUGAUCGAUCACAGUCAGAAAUUUGCCGGUUUUUUCCGCUGUGAGUUUCAAGAAGAGUUCAAGUACUUCUUCCUGGCCGAAAUUGUGCGGAAGCGACUGGACGAAGAAAGUCGAAUCAGCGCCAAAAUUAUGGGCCAGAUGAAAACUCUCCGUGAUGCUGUAGUUUCCCAGUAAAUCAUCUAUCAUUCUGUCAUUUCAAUUAUCUAUCCUCUGUAAAUAGAAUUUCUGUAUAUAAGUGUACAAUUUAAGCAAUGUAAUAUAUUAAUUAGAUUCAAUUUCGA